GUCCUUUCCACUUUGGGAAGCUGCCAUGGUGGGCUUUUCUUUCCUUAGAGGGGGUUUGCCAUUGCCUGCUUCUCCUGAGGCUGAGAGAGUGUGGCUAUCAAUUGUGAACCCAGGUGGUGAUUGGAAAUCCGGAGAGACUAAGUACUGAAUCAUGGGUAUCUUUCUAGCAGCUUAAAUUGUAGAAGGUCUGAAUAAAAUGUCUGUCUGAAUUGGGGCUGAGGUUUCCUUGGGACAUUUAGAUCAGGUGCAGAUGUUAAUUGUAGCUGGAUAGAGAUAAAAGCCUUUGUGCACAUGAUCCUCAUGGGAUAACUCCAACUAAAUAGAGCCGGUCCUCCAUAUCCACAGAUUUAACUAUCUGUGAUCUGGAAAUGCUGAAAACAAAUAUGAAUUCCCAAACGCAGGCCUUGAUUUUGCCAUUUCACAUAAAGGAAACCAUUCUGCUACACAAUUGUGUUUAAUAGGACUUGAGCACCCACAGAUGUCGGUAUCCGUGGGGCGUCUUAGAACCAGACCCCAGCAGAUAACAAGGGCCCACUGUAUUGGCAUAUUUCUAUUUCUAUACAAAUACAGUGUUGUUGGUGGAACCAGUGUGUUGUUGUGCUUUAAAAGUGUUGGAUUAGGACUCCAGGAAGCAAAGGUUCAAAUGCCUGCUCAUCUGUGGAAACCCACUGGGUGACUUUGGGAGACUAUGUGGUCACCAUUGAGGAGAAGAACCAGACCCUCUUCUUGCGGGUUUAUGUGAACUGGAGAUGCAUGUCAGCUGGCAGCUCACGCGUGUGUGUGCGAAUUGUGGGACACAAUCUAGAGGAACCCUAUCCCGAAGCAGCUAAAGAUCAAAUGUCAAUUAUAGAAAUUCCUCUUUCGGAUCCUCCUUUGUGCUUUUCCUCUUGUCCUUUAACUGGAGACCUGCUUGUUGCCUGCAAGCAUAAACUGAUCUUGUUCUGCUUGAAGCGUCUAGCUGUGAGUCAGGACGUGACUGUGUUGGACUUUGAACGCACCUUAGUUUUGCAUGUGCAAAAUUUGAUACCUUCAGAGGUUGCAUUUUGUGCCGGGUAUGUAGCCAUAACAACAGAACUAGAAGUCCUUGUCUUUAAACUGGAAACUGCUGAAAAGGUUGCUGGUAAUAGGAGACGGCACAUCUAUGAAUCUCUAGAACCUCCUAAUGUUCAUGAAGGUUUAAAAGAAGAUUUUUAUUCAGUUCCAUUGGAGUCAGAUGAUUUUGUUAUCUGUCAGCAGCCAGUGGAGCUGCUUGAGGAAGAAAGUAGGCGGUGUGGGAUAUCUGUGACACUGGAGUCAACCGGCUUAUUUGGUGAAGAAUCCAAUUACCAAAUACAAUAUGUCCUCUAUAGGCGUUUUGCUCCAGAUAUGUCCUCAUUUGUCUUCUCUGCUGAUGAUGCCAAACUGCACUCUCUUCAGCUGCUACCUAUGUAUGAAACAGAGAAUUCUGUGACAUCUGACAGAGGCGAUCCAACUAAGCAAGAACUUCUGAGUCUGUUCUGUUUUUUCUCUCUGCCUCACAUUGGCUACCUUUACACCAUUGCUAACUUGGUGGAGCUGAUUUCUACCUACCAAUAUUCAGAGAGAUCCCAGCAGGCUGUUCUAACACCACGAUUCCUGCAUGUUAUCACAAGCAACAGCCUGCAGUGCUUUACAGUGAGAUGCAGUGCAGCAGCAGCACGUGACAAAGAUCCCUAUAUUGACACAACACUGAAGGCUUGUCCACCUAUAUCAUUGAAUGUCUGUACCUUGAGAAUGCAACUUUUUAUAGGGCUGAAAGCCAUCUCUCACUUCAAGAAUCACAUCAUAAUUUUGACAAAAGCAGAUACUGAAGACAUCACGGAAAGGAAAAAAACUUCAAGGAGACUCCUCUCCAGAAAAAGUGACAGCAUCAGAUCCAAGGUUUCUACAGAAUCUGAGCCAGGAUGGAAUUUAUAUAUCGUGCAUACAACUUCAACUCUACAACUUUAUAGAGAAAUGGUAGAGUAUAGCAAGACAUAUGAAAAUGUCAAAACAGAGAGCUGUAUCCACCUUCUGAGUGAGGCUCAUUUGUUAAUCAGAACAGCUCUAAUGGACCCUGAUCUGAAGGCAUCAGAAGAGAAGGAAGAACUCCUAGAAGCAUUUCAAGAAAGUUGUGCUCUCCUAGGAGACUGCUACAGCAGGUUUGACACCAAAGACUUCCACCUUGCACUGCCUUACUAUAAGAUGUCUGGUCUAUCCAUAACUGAAGUUCUGAAGAGAGUAGAUUCAACUCUUGAUGAUAAAACACAAAAACAUGAGAAGGGAUUUAUAUUUUAUUUACAUCAUUCCCUUUACGAAGACUUGGAGGAAGAACUAAGUGAAGAGCUGGCAGCAAAAGUGCUCCAAAUAUUCUACCUUGCUGAGCCAAGCCAGAUGCCCCAUGUCAUCUGCAGUCCUUGCCUGAAACAUGUGUGCCCCAGAAUUGCAAUGGAAUAUCUAGAGAAGGUGGAAGCAAUUGUGCCCUCUAUUGUGGUAACCCUAACCAAGGCUUCUAUGGCUCUGAAAAUUGGAGAUCAGGAGAGAUGUAAAAAUGAACUGGACAAAUAUGCUGAGAUGAUGCUGGUUUGUGGCUUUAUUGUGGAGCCAAGACUCCUAAGACAGCAAAUUAAAGGGCAAAUCAUCCCAACAGAACUUGCUAUUUACCUCAGGGAGACAAGAUCUGGAUUCUUUGUGGCUUCAUUAUUGGCUUUACACGAGAACAAUAAAAUUGAACUUGAAGAAGCAGACUUAUAUAUCAAGAUGCUGUGUGCCCAGGAAGAAGAUACUGUUGCCCAGCUCUUAGUGGACUUCUGGGAAGCUCUUCUUGUAACAUGUGCCCAGGAGAACGUUGUCAAGGAGCUGCAAUUUAAACUUGCUACACAGUAUAUUUGGAGGCUGUCCAGGAAGCAGCUGCCUGAUACUAAGCCGCUUAAAACUGCUGAAGAUCUGAUAAAUUCCUGUGGUCAUUAUGGACUUAUUUUUCCUUGGGUUAUAUUUAUGAUGUCAUUGACACCUCCUGAUAAUCAGAAUUCUUCCGAAGACCUUUCAAAACUACAGUCUCUCUUAUGUGGUCCAUCCUUCAAUAUAGCUUCCAUUCUGCCAUUCUUGGAAACUCUUCCAGAAGAUACUAUUUCUGGUCUAAGCAUUCAUGUUCUUUGCAGUACACAGCUAGGGCAGUAUGACAAAUCUAUUGACAAACUUUUGGAGAGAUGCCCUGAAGCAAUCAUACCUUAUGCCCAGCAUGAAUUGAAAGAUGAGCAUCAGGCCUUAUGGUGGAACAAACUCCUUCCUGAGCUUUGUAAAAGGACCAGAUGUAAUGGAGAAUAUUAUCCUGUAUUCCUGUCAUCCCUACAAGGUAAAGAAAUGUGCUUUUAUAUCAAUGUCUGUGGAUGUGGAAGCUUUACAAUGCAUUUAAGAGCCUUUAUAGAUGGUCGCUCUAGAGGGCUGGCAUGUUUCUUAACAAGGGUGAGCAACCUGUCUUCCAUCUAGGGCUAUAUUCUCUUGAUCAGCUAUGAGAACACCCCACCCCCACCCCGUUCAGGAACUGCACAAACACCCUGCUGGUUCUGGGAGGGCUACAUUUCCCCCAGGCUGCACCUCAUCCGUUUUGUUUUGUUUUGUUUUGUUUUGUUUUGUUUUAGCUGAAAAGGUCCACAUAUGCAUAAACACAUAAUUUAGAGUGAUAGGCAAUUACAUUUUUUGUCACAGUGUGGCAAUGCACUAGUCUAUUUUGGACCCCAGCUAAACUUUUUUCCCAAACAAGAAGUGACCAGAGUUAAAAUCUUCUAGAACAUGGCCACGUAGCCUGAAAAACCCACAAAAAACUAUGACCAGAGUUCAUUUUCCUUCACCUUAAAGCAGGUUGGAAGGAUGUACUAUUAUUGAAAAUUACUAUUUUUUAUUUCAAUAUGUAUUAAUUUGAUAUGCUCAUUUAACUGAUAACAUGUUUAAUCUGUUGUUCUCCACCUUGAUCCACAGAAAGAGGUGGGUAAGAAAUCAAUAUUACCAUUUUUAUUGUUGUCUGUGGCCCGGUACAGAUGGGCCGAAAAGGAUGCCUUCAUCACGUGUGAGGGGCGGCGCUUCUAGACACCCCUCGCUUGUGACGAGGGUGUCCUCACUACACAGCGCCGAAUAGAUGGCACGCGUAGUGAUGACGUCACUGCUGCGCAGCCUUCAGAUGGAGCCGCGCAGCAGCAAUAUGCUUAUGCUCCUGCCAGCUGUUUGUGGCGGUGUAAAAAGGAGCCGCUUUUUAGCAGUCCUUUUUUCGCGCAACCACACUGCUCAAUUUAGCUUCUGCGGCAUGGCUACGCGAAAAAGAGAGGCAGCUGCCAGCCACCUCUUUCUGGUGUUCUGUACCCCGCCAUAAUUAAGCAAAUAACUUCCUUGUGGUCUAUAAAUGUGUGGGGGAUUUUUUCAGUUUGUUUUUAAAAAGGGAGUUUUGCUAGACUCUGAUGAGGCACGUGCUGUGUGCAGCCUUCACUUUGCUCAUCUCUUCUCCUGGAAGUGAUCUGUAGUUGAACCAAAGUGUGACUGAGGCCAGAAUGAAAAGGAGGCAUGGCCAUCUCUACUCUUCCUGAUACUCCGUCUCUUUUUGCCACACCUGCCCAUUUUGCUACCAGCUCAGAUGGAAGAGGACAGACUACUCCUGCCACAGGUCUAAACUGCUAACUAGCAAAAAGCUUUAGAAAUUAGACCAAGGGCCACAGGUUGGCCACUGCUGUUUUUAAAAAAUCUAUUGAAAAGCUGCAAUUUGUUCUUGUGUAGAGCACAUGUUUUGUUACACAGUGAACAGAAGAGCUGAACUGGAUGAAAUUAAUGGCUCUCUGUUUCCACAGUGAAUACAGAAUAUAAAUAAUCUGUUUGCACAUUGGCCAAAUAGAUGCCCAUGGGAAAUCCACAAAGUUUACAGGAAUCUUCUCCUACUGUUGUUCCCCAGGAAUUAGUAUUCAAAGGUGUUCUAGCUUCAGUACUGGAUGUAAUACAGGUUGAGUCUCUCUUAGCCAGAAUUCCAAAAUCCAAAAUAUUCCAAAAACAAAAACUUUUUUCAUGGGUGGCUGAGAUACUGGCACCUUUGCUUUCUGAUGGUUCAGUGUACACAAACUUUGAUUUAGACACAAAAUUAUUUUAAAAUAUUGUAUAAAAUUACCAUCAGGCAAUGGGUGUAAGGUUUAUCUUUUCAGUAUAAGGUAUACAUGACACCUAAAGGGAUUUUGUGUUUAGAUUAGGGUCCCUUCUCCAAGAUAUUUCAAAUGCAAAUACAAAAUCCCCUCCCCCAAAAACCCACAAUCUCAAACAUUUCUAGUUCCAAGCAUUUCAAAUAAGGGAGACUCAACCUGUACAUAGCUAUUAAGGUAAGCUAUUAAGGCUGCCCCCACACACUCCUUCAUAAAAUCCCAACAUUUUGAAGGGCUACAAUUAAUGAGACAUGGUGUACAUGCCUCCUAAUGUACAUAACACACUACAUACUUGAUGUAAUAAAGGUAAUGUUAUAUUUUUAAACACUGUAUUUCUAUCUUGCUUAUCCAGAAACACUAUCAGUUAUUGCCAUGGCAUUGGAAUUAAAGGACUUCCUUAAUGUUGUACCAGAGGAUGGAAAUGCUGCUUUUUUCCUGCCACACCUGCUUCAGUGCAGCAGAAGGAAACAGCUGACCUAAGUGAAACUAGAAGUAGGACAAAUACUUCAGCAAACCUUUUGAGAGGGACCAAGCAGACAGAACUUCACAGUGCAGCUAAGAAUCUCAAAACUGUAGAUUUUUGUUCUUUGAGCAUAUCUGAUGCAUAUGGGAAGAUAAUGGUUUGUUUGAAAAUUUACCCAGUUCAUGUGUGGCCUAAAAUCCAUGUUGAGAAUACUUCUAAACCUUAAGAAAUGAGAUACAGAUUAAUAAUGUCCAUUGAUAGUGAUGCUAAAACUCUGGCAUUGCAUGUGUGCUAGCCAGAAACCUUGGACCAUCCUGGUAAACAUUGUAAAUCUAGUAUAUGGAUAUCACUCAGAUUUUUCUUUUUCCAAGCAUCAGUUUCACCUAGGAAUAACUCUCCGUAUUACACAUCAGGGUUAGCAUCCACAACUGGAUUUUUCUUCCUUUGGUACUCACGAACAUAAAUGAGAACAAUUCUUUGUAUAAUGUUGAUUCAACUUUACAGAGCAGGAACAUGGAGUUUACAGAGUAUUGGCUCAAUUGUGGCCUGUCCAUGCUUCUGUAACUGGACAGAAACAAGGUAUUAGGUCUGUUUUGUUAGCUGGGCCUACUUGGU
Sceloporus undulatus (fence lizard) is the source of this 6249-nucleotide messenger RNA. RefSeq names its product HPS3 biogenesis of lysosomal organelles complex 2 subunit 1 (gene HPS3). Gene Ontology annotation, biological process: organelle organization. Lineage: Eukaryota; Metazoa; Chordata; Lepidosauria; Squamata; Phrynosomatidae. Gene Ontology annotation, cellular component: cytoplasm. The transcript has 16 exons. The record is from RefSeq and is a predicted model, not a curated record. The coding region runs from base 754 to 3486 and encodes 910 amino acids.